This is a messenger RNA of Dreissena polymorpha, 3262 nucleotides long. RefSeq lists its product as uncharacterized. The transcript has 17 exons. The record is from RefSeq and is a predicted model, not a curated record. Lineage: Eukaryota; Metazoa; Mollusca; Bivalvia; Myida; Dreissenidae. Bases 116 to 1963 code for a protein of 615 amino acids.
AACAUUUGCAAAAUACGCCGUUCCAUUUUAAUAGAUAACACCGGCCCUCUAUAUAAUUUGCUUUUUUUGUUUUAUACGUGGCACUUCUGAAGAGAAACGCUUGCUUCAGGGCGAGAUGUUCUUCGACUUCUUCAGUUUUCUAAUCGCUGGCAUCAUCAUUUGCACAGUCCAAUGUUUGACAUGCCUUGAUUGUACGGAUAUCCAGAGUCCUCGACAAUGCAUUUAUGUGAUGGAUUGUCAGCAUGGCGAGGUCUGCAAUGUUCACCGGACAACAAAUCAAUACGGAGAUGCUGUAUUUAACGUUGGCUGUGUACAUCCAUCGGUGUGUUCCAACCGUUCCCAAGCCCACCAAGCGUGUGACGAGUGUUGUAGUACAAACCUGUGUAACGCAGCAGGAUGUGGCAUGUCAGGAUAUCCAACGAAACGAGGUCCAGUUUGCUACACCUGUCCUGCUCAAAUCAUUGACGGAACAUGUCACAAAAUCGACGUCUGCGGAAUAAACGAGGAGUGCAUGAUCAACGAACAAAGCAAGUUUGGUGAUACUGUGUAUACGUCACAAUGCGUCGGCUCAACGCACUGUGAACGCCACACCAUUGACAACUCACAACUAGUCGGAAGGUUGAUCUACGAUGACACAAGGUCGCUGCCUGAGACCCUUUGUAACAAAUGUUGUGAUGACGAUCUGUGCAACGCUCAUUACGUUGGAUACUGCAGUUCGGAUCCCUGUAAAUAUGGGACUUGCACCAGCACGAAAACUGGCUACAAAUGUUUGUGUGACCAGUAUCACAUAGAGAUCAAUUGUUCAGACUGUGACAACUUCCUCUCUGAUAUUGGUGACAGGUCUCAGAUUCUCCAGAAUGCAAUCAUGUUUGCAAGUGUCCAAACGGUUGGGAGCUACCUGAUUACUGACGUCAAGGACAUGCGCACUCACGACGACGCCAGUGCUGAGUGUCAGAAGCAGCAGGGCCAUCUUGUGAAGGUGGACUCCAUCCAGGAGAGGUACUGGCAUGUUCAAAAGGUUUACUACCUGUGGAAGACCCAGAGGCUGGUCUUCUUCUGGGUAGGGCUCAGUAAUCGGCCCCGGACAGACAGCACGGGGUUCAAGUGGGAGGAUCAGACCGACCUUGAUAGAGCUUCCUUUGAGUGUCCGGAUGUGACGACCAGACUACACGGCGAUAGCAUCGUGUUCGAGUGCGACUUCUCCCAAAACCGCGGCGUUAAAGCUGUAUGGGACAAUUUAGACUGGCCAAAAACUGAGGUCGAUUACCCACCUAGUCAUGUUAACAAGUCGGACUUAUUGUGCAACAAACGCGACCCUGGUUUCGUCAUGAGAUGCGAGUCUGAUUACGUAACCAAGGCCACAUGCUCCAAUAAUGGGCAGAUAACUCUGAAACUGAAAAGCAAAACAGGAUUAGAUACGUAUUCCACGUCGUUCGCGAUGAGUUUGCAAGAGGGUAUUAUCAGAGCGUCAACGCCGAUUGUCAAUAACGCGUCUGGAUCCGUUGUGGUAGGAUGUAGCGUAAGCGGGGUUUGCAAGUCAUACAAGAUGCAUAUCUACGCGUAUGAGACAGACACCAAGAAAACAAGAAUUGACGGACCUCAGUUCAACUGUGAAAGCUCGUUCCAUAAUACUUACGGCCAUACGAUCGCCUGUAAGGACGAAAUUAAAGGCGACGAUAUUCGUAAAGGCAAAAUAAAGGUCACAUGCGCCUUGACGGAUGGUAUGGAUGAAUCAAUAACACAGGAGACGGAGAUGAAGUUCCCCUUAUGUUGCGAAAAGAAAGUACAGUCAGCAUUAAACUGCGAAGCAGUCUGCAGGAACUGCACUGGCAAAUGUCCUUACUGCAGUAAAGACAUCUGGUGUCGAACGGACACAGGUACAUUUAUCACGGACAAUGAUUCAUCGUUCGAUAUUUGCGAGACCAUGAACACUUCAAAAAACUGUACAACUUACGGAAGUUGAAUAAACUACACUUUACACGAAAGUGUAAACUGUUGUUUUUCUGCAUGAACCAGCAUUAAAUUAAAUUGCUCACUUGUAUAUCUUUGUUUUCGUUAUUUAAAAGUUGAACAUUUUGAAAAUUGAUUAUUUAUGUUCGAGCUAUUUUCAUGUCCAUAUGUGAUUUUAACUGUGAAUUGUCUUGUGAAUGUACUUUAUAUCCUGGGAGCUUGAUGCAUACAUGUAUAUACAAUAUGUUGGUUUUAAUAAUGCGCUGAAACGCUACCUUUGAAAUCAGUGAAUGAAAACCAUUGUAUCGUUACGUAUAAUGUUUGUCUGAGUAGCUACAAGGUAUCUGUUGUUUCUGAGCACGCAACUGCACACGAGACAUCGUCAUAUUUCAACAAUUAAUGUACGGAUCCGAUGUGUUUUUGUUAUGAUUAUAUACUAGAAUGUUUCCAGUUUGAAUGUUGUUUAAAAGUUUUAUAUUGAGCAAGGCCAUUUGAUGUUAAUUACCGUCAGUAUAGCAAUACAUAUAUAAAACAAGAUUAAGCAUAUAUAUAUUAAUUAAAAAUGUUUACCUACAACGUCAGUAAUGCAAACAUCUGAACGGGGCGGGAGAGCGGGCGCGACAUUUGUCCUGUUUUGUAAGUCAGUUACUCUUACAAGCACAUUAAGCAUAUUUAAAACAACAACAUAUAUUUCACAAAACUGAUUUGUUAAAACCAAUAGCAUUAUUCAUGUCCAACCAACAUGUGCAAUACUUUUGAUUGUAUCAUCCUUACCUUAUUUAAAUUAACUGCUGUGUUUUUAUACGGUGAAGGUUAUUGAUCUAAUUGAGGCCAUACGCAGUGUGUUAUUCCUUUAGACAGUGACUUGUUGGUGUUUGAAAUUGAAUAAAAAAAUGUUUAUGUCAACCUUUAUUUUUUUCGAAAUAAAUAAAUAUUAAUGUGAUAUAUUAACAAAAAACUAAUAUACGAUCUUUUUGAAAAAUAAACACAUUGAUGUUUUUUAUUUCAUAAAAUUCAAAACGAAUUACUUUACGCAGAAAUAUACAUGCUUCAUUGUAUACGUUGCACAAAUAUAUGCAUCGAAAUGUCGUAUGAAUUAAUCUUAACAGAUCAGUCGGUAUAUCCAAAAAAUAUGCAUGUCAUAUUUACAUGAAUUUUCUUUCGACAGUACAUAAUAAAGUAUUGUAAAUUGUAUCAAACUUUUCCAGCUUAGACUUUUGGUAGUGCUUUUUUCUUUUUCUAUAAUAUGUAUUGUUGUAUCUUUAUAUCUCGUGUUUAUAUACUCUUUAACAUAAAAUCUGAACACUGAAAA